AUGACCAGAAAAGCGGAGAGAGAAGGUGCUAUGUCAAACUUAGAGCUACCAAGCCGAAGCUUACCUGCUGUCAUAACUGAGGCAAUUGCAUGCGUUUCAUUGAACAUCACAAGCAUCAUUGGAAACAGUCUGGUUUGUAUAGCAGCAUACAGAAACACAAACCUGCGAUCAACCACCAACCUGUAUACCAUUGCUUUAGCGGUCAGCGAUCUGCUGUGUGGAACGGUAGACAUGGCGUUAGCUUCUGCAUCGCUGAUCAUCGGAAGAUGGGCCUUUGGCAACGCUUUAUGCCAAUUUCAAGGCUUUAUCAAUAUGUUCACCUCUCACGUGACCCCAGCAACACUUGGUUUGACAGCAAUUAACCGCUACGUGAAAAUUGUAAAGACAAGCCAUUACAAGAAGAUUUUUUCGCCCCGCAGAUCUAAGAUAUGGCUGAGUUGCUUGUGGCUUUCCCUUGCACUUUACCUGUUGAUUGCUCGAGUCACAAAUUGGGUUAAAAUCGAUUUUAUUCAAGGCUACGCAGUGUGCUCCUUUGAUUACCCAACUAAUCAUCAUCAUAUAGGGAAACAGGACCCUAUUGCCAUGGAUUUCAAAGCUUGGAAUAUGUUCUGGAGAUUAUGUUUUGGAUUCUUGGCAACUUUGACCAUGACGGGAAAUAUUCUCAUCAUCUGGAUUUUUCUUAAGCUGAGACGCCGAAAGCGUUCCUCAUUUCUUCUGAUACGUUUGGGCCUGGCAGAUUUACUGGUUGGAGGACUGACCAUUCCUCUUUUCAUAGGAACAUAUGAAUCAGCUUCAAUAACAACAUGGCGUGUUUUCAACUGUGUUGACAUGUCUACAAGUACAUCGUCCAUUUAUACACUUGCUGUUAUUUCCGUGGAGAGAAUGUUCGCCAUCGGUUGGCCUCUUCGUUACAGAACUACAAACUUUCGUGUUUAUAUCUGUGCUAUUGCCCUACCGUGGAUCGUAGCAGCAAUACUCACUAUAACAGUUUUCGUUAAUGCAAACUUCAACUCCAUUACAAGAUACAGCAUUCUGAACCUGUUGGUAUAUUUGCAAAUAACUGCAAACUUUUCUCAUCUGCAACCGACGGUACUCGUCAUCAGGGUUUUACAAUAUAGCAAUUCGUUCGUGAACGUAAUUAUUUAUCCAUUAAGAAUUCCAGAAUUUAAAAACUGCCUGCUACACUUACUUCGUUGUUGUGUAGUUCCCCAUCAGAUAUUUAGAGCUGGGGUUUUACCAUCAGCUGAGUCUGGGUCAGUUGUAUCCUUAGUAAGAUUUACAAGUACCCAGCACUUAUCACCGAGCUCUAAACAGGAGAGUGCAUUUUGA
Molecule: messenger RNA, 1329 nt
Organism: Pocillopora verrucosa
Lineage: Eukaryota; Metazoa; Cnidaria; Anthozoa; Scleractinia; Pocilloporidae
Source: RefSeq, a predicted model, not a curated record